Messenger RNA from Rhinichthys klamathensis goyatoka, 980 nucleotides. RefSeq lists its product as uncharacterized. Bases 15 to 962 code for a protein of 315 amino acids. The record is from RefSeq and is a predicted model, not a curated record. NCBI's taxonomy places the organism in Eukaryota, Metazoa, Chordata, Actinopteri, Cypriniformes, Leuciscidae. The transcript is spliced from 4 exons.
CUGUUACACAGCUCAUGAUGUCUGCGCUGAAACUGCUGUUCUUCUGCCUCCUGCCGUGUCAGCUGUUGGCCCGGUCCCUGAUGGACGUCCUCCGCCAGGAAGAUGUUGCUUCAGUCAGUAUCGACUCCAACAAGGCGAAUGAGUUCCUGUCCGGCUCGCGACCCAAACGCAGCGCUGAUCCCCGGUGGUACCGGCAGACUCCAGACUUCCAGGCGUAUUACCGAUAUUACAACAGCAUCGGACACACCGAGGGCCUGUACGAGAUCGACCGGAUCCGGAUGCUGUACCAGCAGAUGAGGCAGCUGGAGCACAUCCACGGGCCCAACGCCGCCCAGUACCAGAGCAAACUGGGCCUUCCGGUUCUGCCACCGCUUCCCAAGUGUGACCCUGCCAAAGACAAGGGGUGUAAGCAGGCCCCGCCCCCCGCCCCAGUUAAAGGCCAGGCUCCGCCCCCCACCCCAGUUAAAGGCCAGGCUCCGCCCCCCGCCCCAGUUAAAGGCCUGGCUCCGCCCCCGGCUCAGGCUGAUGUGGUGUAUCUGUGCAACAGUAAAGACCCGCUGUGUAAACCACACAUCGUGUACAUGCCCACCGGAGCCGUGCCGGUGCUGUGCGACCCGCGCUACCACCCCAGCUGCCGUCUGGAGGCCCCGCCCCCUGCCCCGCCCCCCUCCAGAACACCUGAGCUGGCCCCGCCCCCUCCGCCCGCCCCCAUGCUCUUCAAGGCCAUGGAGUUCGACUGCGACCCGUACUGGGACCCCGACUGCCUGAUCGAGCACCCGCCGCGGCCCGUGAAGGGUAAGGUUCUGGUUCCGGCUCCGGCUCCGGAAGAGGACGAUCCGGAUCCGCUUCCCGUCAGCAAGAAACUCCCGCAUCCGUACUAUUACUCCCACCCUCAUCCCUACAACUACCGGUCCGAGCUGUACGACCCGCUCCGGCACGCCUACCCCUCAGCCGACGCAUAGAGCCGCACUGACCGGCUC